GCAAGCGAGGGUUGUCGACUGGGAACUCCGGGAAUAUUCAGUUCCACGCCAUUCGCCGACAAGCGCGCUUGCUUUUUGCGCUACUCGACUUUGACCCUUAUAGACUACGAUCGACCAAACGAAAAACUUCCCAAUCAGUCCUACCCUUAAAGCGAACGAAACCCUCCAAAUCAAGAAAAUGACUCCAACUUUUAUCCCACUUUCGAAUAUUUUUCAGUGAUCGCUGAAUUUCUAGAACUCCUUAACCAUUAUGAUUCUUAGAAUUGAAUUUUACCAAAACCUUUAUAUGCACAAAAAACGACUGAAAUUUUCAACCAAUCACAUUUAAUGUUUUGAUCGUUUGACAGUAUACAAUAUCAAAUUUUGGACAGUAUUUGUUUUACUUCCCCUCAAUACAACUUAUCGUACAAUUAAGUGUGACCAAGUGACAUAGUUAAGUAGUUUGUGUUAAGUGUAAUUGUUAGACGAUAGUUUAGCUGAAAAAUACUUUUAAUAAUUGUUAGUUAUAUGAAAAAGUUAGUGUGUUAGACCUAGUGAAGUUACUGUAUUUAUGUUUGUGAAAAAAAAUACAUCCUCGAAUUUGUUGAAGAAAUCAGCUUAUUGAGCUGAUAUUUGCUGAAGAAAGCUCCCUACCUCCUUCAUAUGGCUCAAUAUCUCCCUUUCAAAACAUUCCUUAAUCCUAUCACAAUUCGAGAUAUUGAAACAAACAUUCCAAUUAACAACUAACCGAGUACCUACUCGAAAAAGUUUCAAAUUAGUAAUUAUUUGUCUGACACUCGGAUAGUCUGAGGAAACAAGCGCGCGAAUUCCUCUUCGGAGGGCGCGAGGGGCCGGCGCGAUGCGGUCUCGCCAGGGAUGUACGUAAUAUAUCCCGCAGACGAAGUAGUUUCCCUGACAUACAAUACGCAAUUGCUGCCCCGGCCGAGGCAGCGUCCGACGCUUGAUAAGAUCGUUGGGCCGCCGCCCCUCGUGCCGAGUAGAGCUCAGACCCCAACCCCUAGCACUACCCCAAUCUGUGCCCCAUCUUCCUCCAAAACGGCGCCCCCCGAGCCAGCACAACGCGCGCCGGCUUCGCCCACGCCAUCUCUAGAGAGGCCGGCAAAGCUGCGUGAGCGCACCAAGGCCAAGUUCCUAAAAAAACUGGGUCGACAUGAAGAUACUGAAUUUGGAAAGAUUGUUAGAACACCUGCUCCAGAUGAAUUUGAAUUACCUGCACCACUACCUACACCCGCUUUUUCGCGGAAAAACAUAUUCGACCGUGACUUCGAUGCGUUGUUUGAAGUCGCCAGUACUCCGGAAUUUUGUUCCAACAUUCGAGUUACAACUCCAGAGCCUGAUAGACGAUCUGAUGUUUCGGCGCCACACUUUCCAUCUCCUUCCGCUUCAUCGCUUAGUUUACUUCCACCUCGUCCUUAUUCGGAUCAGAUGUCUAACUCGUCUCUGACACCCUCAAUCCUCACCUCCUCGCCAGGAACGCCGACACCUCAACGGUCAUCAUUAGAAGGGAUAAAUUCAAAACCGAAAAAAGUCAGCUUUUUUCGUAAAUUAAGUCGGUCGAAGGAGCAGUCUCCACAACGUUCUGUCAAGAUGCAGCAGCCAUCUCUUGAAAUGGUUCUGAGAGAGCUGACACAUCCAACGCAUAAUGAACAGCUCAAGAACCAACAGCAAGUCACCUUUAAAUUAGUAAAAACAGUGUCAGACUUCACGUCACAAUUAUCGCAGGUGUACGAGCGACACUCAGCCGAGCUGCAAGCACUCGUCGCGACUUUCCGGAAGCGGAACAGUGAUCUUCGUAAGGAGAGAGCCUCAUGCCCGUCAUCGUUAUUCCACACUUGGGAGACGUUCCUUCAAGAAGUGGAAGCCGAUGUGGUGGGCUUUACGAACGCAUCCACGUCGCUUGAGAGAGUCGUCGCUACACCCCUUAUAGAGAAGACUUUCCACAUGAAAGUUCAGGCGCGGAAACUUUUCGCUCACCGCGAAGGCUGUGAAGUUAUCCUGGGCAAAGCUGACGAUCAGCUUAUUAAGAGUCGACAGGAGUACAGAGCGGCGUUCCUGACCUACUGCGACAGCUCGACCCCGGCUAACCUGGCGGCCUACUACGAGUCUCACAAUACCUACGUACAACAAUUGACAGCCACCAACGCCAUGAUUGAACAAUACCACAACCACACAUUGCCUACUAUACUACAGGAAUUAGAGGAGAUCUUGACGGACGUAACAGCCGCUGUCAGCGACGCUAUUUGUCAGGAAGGAGAAAUCAUUUCUGAAAAGUGUAACAACCAACUGAGAAGAUACGAGUCGCUGUGUGCUCAAGCCCGCGCGGUGUCGAGCACGGCAGACCUGGCUCACCUCGCCAGGACCCUGCUCAACAACCAGCCACCGAUGAGGACACCCAAACGAGCAUUCGCGCCGCCCUACCCACCAGAACCUGGCGACCCUCCGAUAGAUGUUCCAGCGGAGACAAUGCCUCCAGUUCUCCGGGGUGAGAUGUUGCUCGACAGAAUGGGGGGAGGUCAAGCUCGACUCACUUACGAACAGCUCUGGAAGGACGCUCAGGACCUUGAAAUACAGAUAAAGCAAUUGCAGGAUGGCUUGGACGCGCUAGCCCGCUUGCAGAAUCGAAGCCUCGAGAACGCCAUCUACGGGAAGGUGAAUGAAAUUCAGGAGGAAAUUUCAGUGAAGAAGUACGAGUACAGGGCCACACAGCUACAUUUGGCUGCAGUGAGAGCUCAGAGGGAGCUUUUUGCAGCAAAAGCCGAGAGCGGCACAGUCGAUCGGAAGCUUUCUUCUUCAUCAGCCGGCAGCAUGAAGAAUAAGUGGCUGAAAGCCUUCCGAAGCCUGAAGCCGCCAAGCGCUCCUCCGCCUCAUGGCGGACCUGAUAAGAGGAAUGGAGCCGCUCGUGACGGUAUAAGAGGUGAUUCGGAGGCGCACAAUUUUCAAGAAUACACCUACAAGAAAAUUACCCCUUGUGAUGUUUGUUCCCAAGUACUUCGAGGGCAUACCCGACAAGGACUACGAUGUAGGAUAUGCAAGAUGAACGUGCACACCGAUUGCAUGCCCCAGGUUGGAAAGUGUCAAACAAAGUCAAGACUGCUGCGUCGACAGAAAAGUACAUCCGAAAUUGAGGCUCACAGAGUUCAAGACCCGGGCUACGAGGAAGAAAGAGUACAUGAUGGGUGGCUGCCGGGACAAAGACUUGCCAAGAUGUGUUUCAAAAGAUCAGUCGGGUUUGACGAUAACUGCAAUUACUACAAUGACGAGGAACUAGAAGAAACGAUGUCACGACCCUUUGGACAACCGUUGUGUAUUACCAAUGAGAAUGGCGAUCCCCCGCCUUCGAUACUAAAGCCCACGGCAAGCGUUCGCAAGAAAAAAUGAUUGUUAUUGACCCAUCCCAUGUUGUGCAGGUCAUUUGAUUUAAUGUUAAAGAAAACUGACCCGGUGCGGCCAAUCGGCUCGUCUGUGACGGCCAUCAUUCUGAUGUCCCAUAUAGCACCCGAAACGCCCCGCGUUCAGCUGUGAUAUGUAUAUUGUUACUGUUGCAAUAAAACAUGAAAUUGA
This is a messenger RNA of Leptidea sinapis, 3561 nucleotides long. RefSeq lists its product as uncharacterized. Lineage: Eukaryota; Metazoa; Arthropoda; Insecta; Lepidoptera; Pieridae. The coding region runs from base 856 to 3378 and encodes 840 amino acids. The transcript has 16 exons. Gene Ontology annotation, biological process: skeletal muscle contraction; positive regulation of voltage-gated calcium channel activity; positive regulation of protein localization to plasma membrane. Gene Ontology annotation, cellular component: extrinsic component of cytoplasmic side of plasma membrane. The record is from RefSeq and is a predicted model, not a curated record.